This is a messenger RNA of Pomacea canaliculata, 1373 nucleotides long. Its product is annotated as adhesive plaque matrix protein-like. The transcript has 5 exons. NCBI's taxonomy places the organism in Eukaryota, Metazoa, Mollusca, Gastropoda, Architaenioglossa, Ampullariidae. The record is from RefSeq and is a predicted model, not a curated record. Bases 149 to 1099 code for a protein of 316 amino acids.
AUCUAUCGCUUAAAGGCAGACGCAGAGGAAGAUUAGAAGGAGUGAUGACGCGGUAGAGGGAGUGUACCCUGGACAUAAAAGACCCUUGUCUGUCUCUGUGGUUCAUGCUCAGAACGACUGAGCCUCUACACUUGCUGCAGAGGUGAAGAUGUACACACUCACUGUGUGUUUUGUGCUUGCUGGCCUCCUGGUCAACGUGGCCCUUACGGGGGCUGCGGAUGGUUCUUACGGACCACGGUACCCUAACGACGACAAGAGAUGUGAAGGCGGGGUGCCGGCCAGUGUAGUGGAAAGAUCCUUCAGAACCUGUGAGAAGCCCGUUGAAGAGGAAUAUUCGGAAAAUUACAUUUCUAGAGAGAGAGAGUCUUCCAGGUAUGCCUUUGACCCAGCCUGCCCCAACUACUUCCUGCAGAAAACUGGGUUGUCGGAAUACGACGGUGAGGUGGAGUAUGUGUACAUCUACAUGCCAGCCGCCCCCGGCACCGUCUUCAGCAUUGAAGAGUGCGGCCUGGUUGCCGUUGACGGGAAUGAUGUCCCUUCUGACUACCCUCCAAGAUACCCUCCAACCAAACCUCCUACCUACCCUCCAAGAUACCCUCCCACCAAACCUCCAACCGUCGCUCCUACCUACCCUCCAAGAUACCCUCCAACUGUCGCUCCUACCUACCCUCCAAGAUACCCUCCAACCAAACCUCCUACCUACCCUCCAAGAUACCCUCCAGCUGAGUAUCCAACCAAACCUCCAACCGCGCCUCCUGCCUACCCUCCAAGAUACCCUCCAGCUGAGUAUCCAACCAAACCCCAACCGCGCCUCCUACCUACCCUCCAAGAUACCCUCCAACCAAACCUCCAACCGCGCCUCCUACCUACCCUCCAAGAUACCCUCCAACCAAACCUCCUACCUACCCUCCAAGAUACACUACAACCGAGCCUACAACCGCCCCUCCUACCUAUGCUCCAAGAUACCCGCCAAGAUACCCACCAAGAUACCCACCAAGAUACCCUCCAGCCGAAUACCCUUCAGCCGAAUACCCUAAGGACGACGUACCAACCACUAGCAGAUACCCUGCACCUACCCUCAAGGCUACCCUGCUCGUAGGUCGCACCAACCAAACAUUCCAUACAAUGGGGAUGUCUCAGAGUAUUAGACUGGGACACCAUAUUGGCCAGAAAGGACAUGGUCAUCAAUGGUCAUCAUGGUCAUCAUGGUCAUCAGGCGAGUACCGCAGACGUUGGAAUCGUGGCGGAAUCUCUUCCUACAGCUUUGACUGCAACUUCCGCAAAUGGUUUAUGUCUGAAUUGGUAAACACUACCUCUGAGCUAUUUGAUCUUACUAUACUUGCGUGAUGACUCAUUAAACAAGCUGCCAUUAA